AUGGCAGCAAGCACGGCGUGCGUGGUGGCGCAGUGCCUGAAGCCUGUUAUAGCGGCCGCAGCAGGGGACGGCUUCAACUGGCGCCUUGUCUUCAAGUCGGGCGGCAUGCCCUCCUCACACUCCGCUGUGCGUGCCCUCCCCCUCGCUCCCCUCCCUCGAUUGCUUCCCCGCUCCGCUGCUCCCUUGCUUCCCUGCUCCCCUGCUCUCCUCUUUCCCUGCUUUCUUGCUCCCCUUGCUUCUUCUGGAGCAUCGGACGCUCUCUUUGGAGCAUCAGUAGUGUUUGCCACCAUAGUCAUGUACGACGCCCAGGGGGUGCGGGGAGCAGUGGGGAAGCAAGCCCAGGUUGACUCGAUGGCGAUUCCACACACGGGCCCGAUAGACCCGGAGACGGACCCCGCGGUGCUGGCGCGCAUGCUUCCGCUCAACGUGCGCGCGGGCGGGCCGUUCGCGGACUGGAUCACGGGCGAGCGCGAGUGGUUCAACGUCAACUAUUACUUCGGCAAGGGCGGCAACGACCUGCUGGACACGCAGCGCAGCAACGACGUGAUCUGGGGCGGCGAGGGCGACGACGGGCUGUACGGCGAGGACGGCAACGACACCAUGAUGGGCGGCCCGGGGAACGACCUGCUUUGCGGGGCCCCAGGGCGGGACAUCAUAUACGGCGAGGAGGGCGACGACACAGUGCUGGGCGACCCGUGUGGCAUAGGGAACAUCUGUGAGGGGCCGCAGGUGGUCUACAACGACUGGAUCCACGGCGGGCCGGGCAAGGACGUGCUGAACGGGCAAAAGGGCGACGACGAGAUCUAUGGUGGCACGGGCAAUGACAGGUUGUUCGGCGGAGAAGACAAUGACUAUCUGAACGGCGAGGAGGGCAACGAUGCGCUGUUUGGGGAGGCUGGUGACGACUACCUGGUGGGGGGUCCGGGCAAUGACACGCUCUAUGGCGCCGCUGGCACUGAUACGCUUACGGCGGCCCUGGAUAUGGCAGACACAGUCUCCUUCCGCACUGGCGGGCCUCCUCCUUUCUUCUCUCAAAUCUCAUUCUUCCAAGCACCUCCUCCUUCCUUGUCCCCCUUCUUGCUGGUGCUGGUUUCUGCAGACAUCUUGAGGGGUGGCGGCGGCACCAACAUAUUCGUUGUGGACGCCCAGCCAUGUGGUUCCUUCGACCAGAUCCGAUACUUUGAGUCAGUGCACCGCACCUACUUCCUCUCCUCCCAACCACUCCCCAUUCUUUCAACCAUUACCCUCCUCCUCCUAACCAGCCCUCCUUACACUCCCCUUCCCUCGCUCCCACCUCCUUUGACACAGUUUCAUCUUUCUUUCUCGACUGGUAUUCACUGCUCCUUCCUACUUAUACCACGUGAUCCCCCCACUCACUCUCCUCCUCGCAGGCCCAAGAAUGGCGAUCAGGUUAUUGUGGUGGCAGGAGGAGGAGCAGCAGGCAGGGAGCUGCUCAAGAAAGGCAGAGCGGUGAGGCUGGGUGCUGUGGUGUGUGCUGUGGUGGGUGCUGUGGUGUGUGCUGUGGUGUGUGCUGUGGUGUGUGCUGUGGUGGGUGCUGUGGUGUGUGCUGUGGUGUGUGCUGUGGUGUGUGCUGUGGUGUGUGCUGUGCUUGUAGCAGUGACAGUGCAGACAGUGAAGCACGUGACAGGCAUCUACGUGCAGGGGUGUGCAAAGCCCAUAGCGGUGUUCACAGGGGUGGACAGUCCGCCUGCGCCCAUCGCCAAGGCGCUCAAGCUACAGGCCAACCCCCCGCCGCCGCCCUCCUGGGUUGUGGGCUACAUCCCGCCGCCCAUCCCGGGCAAGAACGGAGUGCCGCCCAUCCCCCCGGACAACGUGCUGCAGGGCAGUCCGUUUGGGGACAACCUGUACGGGCUCAACCACUCCAAGGAGAUUGGCAACUUCAUGUUUGGGCUGUCCCUGAAUGACAAGCUGGUGGGGGGCCCAGGGCCGGAUGUGAUACUGGGGGGCAACCACAACGACACCAUCAUUGGGGGCGCGGGGGACGACCGACUGUCGGGCGGGUCAGGAUACGAUUUGAUUCUGGGCGGCGCGGGCCGGGACGCUCUGUUUGGCGGGCACAACGUGGACAUUCUUUACGGAGGAGGAUGGGGCAAUUGGAUCACUGGAGGGGACUCCUCAGAUAAGAUCUACGUGGAUGCGCCCAGCAGCUGCCAGGCCACGGAGCCCGCCCCUGAUGUCAUCAACGACUAUGACACGGACAAGAUAUUCAUCGUGGGCACACUCACAUCCCUCUCGCAACUCGCCAUCGCCACCAUUGCCUCUGGCACCACCGUCGCUCUCAAGGGGUGUGGUACGCCAUUUAUCUUUGUGAGAGGGGUCUCCAACCUACCCACUGCCAACAUCUUCUUCACUACCCCG
Molecule: messenger RNA, 2379 nt
Organism: Closterium sp. Naga37s-1
Lineage: Eukaryota; Viridiplantae; Streptophyta; Zygnematophyceae; Desmidiales; Closteriaceae
Source: the annotation of a GenBank genome assembly